AUGUGUGAAAUUGUGCAAAAAACUAUUCUAGGUGUUGCAAUAAUUUUUCUGAUCGUUAUUGGUGAAAUUGCAGGACAAGAUUUUGAGGAAUGCCUGCAGCAGUGCAAAACACCGCAAAAUUUUCUUGGAGCAUGUAUUAGCAUUCGUUCUUGUGAUUCUCUCAUGAAACUACUUCCAACCUCCAGAAAGGAUGAAAACAUAUUAAACUACUUAAAACAAUCAGCUUGUGGUUUUGAUCAACUAGGACCCAAGGUAUGUUGCCCUGUUGGGCAUUCUCCAUUUGAUGAACCAAACCCAGAAAAAAAUGAGAAAAUUGAAAACAGAUUUGAACUUCCUAGUGGUGAAUUGCAGCAAUGUGGAAACAGAAGUAGAAAUUUGCGGGAUCACGGCGGAUUUGCAUUCAUAGGCGGAAUUACAUCUAAGCAAGGAGAAUGGCCCUGGGUUGCCGCUUUAGGCUACCGUGGAGAAAAUGGAUCAACUAAAUGGUUAUGUGGUGGUGCUCUAAUUACUAGAAGACAUGUGCUCACCGCUGCUCAUUGUAUUAUUGAUGAGAGAACAAUUUGUGCUGGUUAUCCUCUCGGCGAGAAAGAUGUUUGUUCUGGAGACAGUGGUGGUCCGCUUAUGUUGAAAAAGACCGAUAUUAGUACUGGAGAUGCAGUGAUUACAUAUCAUAUCGUUGGCGUGGUUGCCUAUGGUUUCCGAUGCGCAGAACCAGGAUAUCCUGGUGUUUACACCCGUGUUACUUCCUUUUUGCCCUGGAUAAGAGCGAACAUCUCCUGA
This is a messenger RNA of Ctenocephalides felis (cat flea), 780 nucleotides long. RefSeq names its product venom serine protease Bi-VSP-like. Gene Ontology annotation, biological process: proteolysis. The transcript is spliced from 6 exons. Bases 1 to 780 code for a protein of 259 amino acids. Gene Ontology annotation, molecular function: serine-type endopeptidase activity. Lineage: Eukaryota; Metazoa; Arthropoda; Insecta; Siphonaptera; Pulicidae. The record is from RefSeq and is a predicted model, not a curated record.